Hypoxylon trugodes is the source of this 846-nucleotide messenger RNA. RefSeq lists its product as uncharacterized. The transcript is spliced from 2 exons. The record is from RefSeq and is a predicted model, not a curated record. Bases 263 to 490 code for a protein of 75 amino acids. Lineage: Eukaryota; Fungi; Ascomycota; Sordariomycetes; Xylariales; Hypoxylaceae.
AAAUUCAACAGCUGCCUUUACAUCAAUUAUGCUAACAUGCAUAGCCAGCCUCAGCACCGUUUCGCCUAGACAUUGCUCGCUACUAUUGGAGUAUGACGGAAUCGUCAAGGACCCUGAAGACAGGGGGCUUAGCCGGCAGCUAACGAGGCCGGUAUUUCAUGUCUGAGCAGCAGUGGAACUGCCGUGGUUCCAUUAUAAUGGCUUUAUUGCGUGGCUCCGCCUGUCUUCUCUAAAUGGAAUCUCUGUUAAAUGUCUUUGUUAGAUGUCUCUGUUGAAUGUACAUAAAGAGAAUUUAUGGGCAGAUAGUGGCCGUAUUUUAUUGCUGGUUUGUAAACUCCUCUGCGUAAACUCCUCUGCCUGCUUGAAUCUUUCGUUCACAGGAACUAUUUUUGCUUCCGGCUCUUUAAGAUUGGAGAUGGGACAUUCGGAUACACUUCUAUUUCGAUGUUGGAUUAUUACUAAUACGUCACUAGAUAAGGAAAUCAACUAAACACCAUUGUCGUCCAAGCUGGAGCACUGCCAGAGUCAGCGUCUUCGUGCAAUAGAUAGGCGACAAUUAUUCCUUGAUAAUAUUAUAUGUCAUAAGAAUACUGAUAAAGACAACAAGAUGCCACAUUAGUAGAGUAUGUACACUACCAAUCUAAAGAAUCAGAAGAAAAAUGAUGUACAAAAGCAUAAGAUUGCUUCUCGUACUAUCCAUCUAGCGGCUGGCGAAACACCUUCGACCCCGUACCACCCUUCGUGCUGCAGACCAAGAAGGCUGUGACUUACCACCUUUGGUCUAAUGAUGGAUGGACCGCGGCGUCUCAGGAAGAUGGUACAUAAAAUAGACUAGCUAUUGUGUUG